UCAAUUUUCGUUUUCGUUUAUACAGCCAAAACAACAACUUUGUUGUAAAACAUUUUUAGAAAUUUUCAGUCUUAAACGGUUCAAAUAAUGAAAAUACUACAUUUUUUGUGCAAAAUCGUCUGUGAUAGAGUACACAAAUAGACAGAUUCGAGUUAAAGGAAUACAUAUGAACAAUAUUUGUUAAAUUUCAGUGAAAUUCGGGCGUUUGUUUAUGCUGAGAAGAAAUCUUGUUUACGUUGUGGAUUUUGGGUCGAUUUAUUUUUAUUUCAAUUUUGUGAUUCAGGCUUUCCCACGAUUUCCGAUCGCAGUUCGCAUUAUUCCAGUGCGUUAUCGGAAUACGGUCCAAAACAGUUUGGCUAACGCAAAUUUAAAACAGUCACGGUGGCUUCCGUUCCCGAUGAUACAAUCCUCCAAGUGGUCUCCCUGCAGAAUGGCCACCACACGGCGACGGCAGCCGUACUGGAUAUGGACUUUUGCCGUUUGUGUUUAGGGGGAGACGGAACACAGCUGAUCAGUGUAUUUGGCGAGGAAUUUAACGAACCUGGAAAGGAAUCGUUGAGCGGCAAAAUCCGUCGGUUCUUCGAAGUUCAGAUUAACGAAACCGACGUUCUUCCAACGCACAUUUGUCAGCAGUGCUUACUGCAGACCGAAAGUUGUUCGGAGUUUCGGGAAAAUUGCAUUCGAAAUGACGAGAAACUGAAACAGCUGGUAUUUGUGCAGGAGAACAUAAUGGAUCCAAUAGAUUCGCCGCCAAUGCCGCAGUCUGCGAUGCUUUCCAAGAGAGAAGAAUUAGUCUUAGGAGAUGAUUGUGAUGAUGAUGAAGAGAGAAGUAAUGCUGGCGGCGAGGAGGAAGAGGAAUCUGCAGAGACCAUAAUUGUAGAUCCGACGAAAGACUAUGAAAGCUCGAAUCAAAGUUUGCAAGAGUUGUUCUCAGACGAAGAAGAUAAUGAUGAUGUGGGCGGUCAAGAAGAUACGAAUGACGAGAGUGUAAAAGCAGCAAUGAAUAAUGAUUCCUCGGAGGAUAUGGAUGAUAGCAAGUUGAAAAAGUUGGUCCACAUGUGCAAAUAUUGUGACGUGGCGUUCGCCAUGUCCAACGCGUGUUACAUUCACGAAACGCAGGACCACGAUUUGAUGGCGCCGUACGCUUGCCAGUUUUGUGAGUUUAAAACCGCAAUCCGGUUGCCUCUUAUUACGCACAUUCGUGACGUUCACGGAAUCGAUCGACCGUACAUCUGCAUUCAGUGCAAUAAGGGUUUCCAUCGGAGGUCAGAUCUCAAAAAGCACACGUUUGUGCACAGUGGUGUGCGGCCCUUUGCUUGCCACCUUUGUGGAAAGAGCUUUUCGAGGAAUACGAAUCUUACGAAGCAUCUGAGAAUCCACUCGGGAUUCAAACCACACAUCUGCAAUGUCUGUCCAAGGUCUUUUGCCAAUAAGGCAGAUCUUGUCCGACAUCAGAACAUACAUCUGUCCUUGGGAAAGCAGUUUUCCUGCAGCAAGUGCAAUAAUACUUACGCUCGGAAGGACAAACUGCUUAGCCACGAGCGGCUCUGUUUGGUCAGGCAUCAGCAAAUGUUACAGGAACAAUAUCAAUCACAGAGACUGAUGAUGACCCACGUUAUUUCGACCGUUCCUCAUGGCUCUGUCGGUCAAGCACAGUUCGAUGCGGAAAGUAUGGUUAUCGCUUUGGAUCCGUAUCAGGAAAUCGAACCGACAGCAACCGAAGAUGAUCCUGGAAUACCGAAUGCUGCGCCCGUUUCGGCCAUUUCCAGUUUUUCAAAUGUUGCUCCACUAAAUAACGAAUAUCAAUCGAAUUCUUCGUCCGCACUUCAAGCCUUGCUGUUCUCAUGCCAAAAUUGUCCCAAGAAAUUUCUGUCCAAAAACACCCUCCACAGCCACCAGCUGACCCAUUCGGAUGUCCGAAAGUAUCGCUGCCACACGUGCGACAAGAAAUUCAUUCGCAAGCGCGAGCUCGAUCGCCAUCUUGCGGCAGUUCAUAGCAAUCUCAAACCCUUCGAGUGCAGUCAAUGCGCGAAGCGAUUUUCCCGCAAAGACAAAUUACUGCGCCACGAAAGGGUUCACCGGGAUGAUAAAUUUUUCUCAUGUGGUUCCUGCGACGCUAAGUUCUUGCGCAGGGAAGCGCUGACACUUCAUAUGAAGGUUCACUGCUCGGCGUCGGAGCGAGACGAUCCAGGGGAGAUGAUUAUCAUGAUUGAUCAAGGGCAGCAUCCCGAUCAGCUGAUGGAUUCCAGCGAUAUGGCGUAUACGAGUGACAAUGUAGGAAUGGAAGCGCUGGCUCAUCCAACAGCAAUUCUCUAAGGGACUGGGUAGGAACCAUUAAAAAAUUAUAAGACUAUGGUAGAUUCGAAGUGUGUUUGCUUUGUACCUUUCUCAGCUGUUUCGAGUCGAAAGUUUUGAGCUGUUUUUCCAUUCUUUAUAAACGUGAAUGUCUAAAUUUGACAAGUUCUCUACUCAGGUUUUGAUCUAAAUCAGGAUCUUGAUUUCAUAAGAAGAUAUACAGAUAAAUGAUCUGUACUCUGUUCUGUUUUUUAUUCUCUUAAGAAUUAAUUUUGUGAUUUCUACUCAUUCGCUUGAAUUUGGCUUACGACUUUAUCGAAGGGAAAGUGAAAUUGGAUAUUAUUUCAACUUAUGUGCAGUUUAUUUGUUAUUUUUUUUAAUGGAAUGGAUGUUUUUGGUUUCCAAUAUUUGGUAUUGUCCAGCAUCAUAUGUUUCUCUUGUUUAAAUUAUCUAGUCGUUCGGUUGGAACAAUGUCAUAAUUAAUUUUCUGUUUAUUUUUUUGACUGUUCUUCAACAUUUGGCUACUAUUCGACGAUUCAUUAUCAAUUUCUAGAAUAAAUCAAUAUAGCAAAUGUCUUAAAACAAUCGCACCAAAAAACAUUCAAGAUAACAUUACUAUCGACUAAUAAAACUUUUCAAUGACCAGGGCAUUUUACUUAGCAAACACACAUAUAAUCUACGCUUUCGUUCGUCUAAUUAGAUAUCUUUAUUUUACGACCGAUACAAUUUAUCUGAGAUAAAUUUAUGAUAGCAUCUCUUCGUAUAGUAAGUAGGAUUUAUCGUAAGGUGGUUUUCCUUUUUUAUGGGAAUGUAUUUAUUAUUGUAGAGUUGCGAGCGAUUCAAAUUAGGAAACAUGAUAAAAUCUAAAGAAAUUAUUUCUUGAUUUAUUAUUUUUAUUCAAACUCAUUUGGUCUCAUGUAUUAUCAUCGAUGUCGUACAUUAAAUAUAAUAUUCAUAAAAGCGAAUAAAUAAAGCUCUUAUCUGUAAACAAAA
Messenger RNA from Armigeres subalbatus, 3288 nucleotides. Its product is annotated as zinc finger protein 271-like. Gene Ontology annotation, molecular function: zinc ion binding; DNA-binding transcription factor activity, RNA polymerase II-specific. The record is from RefSeq and is a predicted model, not a curated record. Bases 466 to 2316 code for a protein of 616 amino acids. NCBI's taxonomy places the organism in Eukaryota, Metazoa, Arthropoda, Insecta, Diptera, Culicidae. Gene Ontology annotation, biological process: regulation of transcription by RNA polymerase II. The transcript has 3 exons. Gene Ontology annotation, cellular component: nucleus.